This is a messenger RNA of Lineus longissimus, 1019 nucleotides long. RefSeq lists its product as uncharacterized. The transcript has 6 exons. NCBI's taxonomy places the organism in Eukaryota, Metazoa, Nemertea, Pilidiophora, Heteronemertea, Lineidae. The record is from RefSeq and is a predicted model, not a curated record. Bases 182 to 961 code for a protein of 259 amino acids.
GACAGGGAGUCGUAAUGAUGCGGUACAGCAAUGUUUACUCGUCGCCAAUUUUUACCAUUGCGAAAAACGUAUUCGCCUGAGGAACGUAAACAAGGACUACCCUGCCACUGAAGCUCUCCCAUACAGUCAAGUGAUUACCCAAACUUGUUACUAUAAUUCGGACGGAAUAACGCAGAAUGGUAUGACCCUCUCGCAGCCCGAGGGCGUCAAGUCAUGGAUGCGAUGCUUGGGGAGAUGUCUGGCGAUCUCAGAGUGUUCGGACGCCUCGUGCAGGGUGAAACACACGUCAACUUGUGUGCAGUUCUUAGAAAGGGCAAAGCCAUCAGAUUUUGCGUCCCUGGUGAACAUCAAUGGACCCAUACAGCAAGAGAAGGGCACCUGGACCGUGAUGUUCAAAGGCUCAGCCGGGAUCGGGAAGCCCAUGUACGACUUCUUGACAUCAGUUACCAAGGCUGCGCCGAUGGAACAAGCUCUCUCCAGCUGCGCUUGUAAUGCUUGUCACUAUAAGAACAGGCUGUUCGACAAUUGGAAGAAACUCGGAAUUAAGAGGGUAAAGCUAGCCCUCUUCAAGGGCUCGGAGCAGGUCGCCUUCGUCACGUUCAAUGGCGUAGACUCCACAGAGACGAACUGGUUCGCCAAGUCAAGGUUGCUCUCCUCAUCUUGGACUGAUUUAACGAAAACCUCCACAGCGAACUUCUUUUCACUGGCUGGCCACAUAGAUUCACCUGGUAAUGUAUACCGCCGAUUCUUCAUCAACCGUAGCUACGGAGGAUGCAAGGUCGACAAGGGCUGGAUGGUUGUAUAUGAUAAAUCAAAGGAACCCUGCCUUGCGGUAAACAACGUCACGGGUUUACCAUGUCCUAUAGUGCUCUAUUCUAAGAAGAACACCGCGACUACGUACUCCGCCAAAGAUUUUGGCAUUGCCGACUCGGUCGAGAUUCUAACCAGCACAGAGGAAUGAUGCGUGUCCUACGACUUUUUCUGGCCUAUCCUGUAGUAGAAUGCCUUGAAGAUUUCGG